Messenger RNA from Lathyrus oleraceus (garden pea), 2897 nucleotides. Its product is annotated as receptor-like protein EIX1. The transcript has 2 exons. The coding region runs from base 36 to 2615 and encodes 859 amino acids. Lineage: Eukaryota; Viridiplantae; Streptophyta; Magnoliopsida; Fabales; Fabaceae. The record is from RefSeq and is a predicted model, not a curated record. Gene Ontology annotation, molecular function: protein binding.
GAGAAUCUGAGAUUUAUUAAAUUAAUGAGAUUAAGAUGAAAACUUAUAUUAUUCUUAUAUUUCAUGCAUCAUUGAUGGUGUCCUCCAUUUUUGGGGUCAACUCAACAACAGAAAAUGGAGACAUGAAGUGCAAAGAGAGGGAGAGACAUGCACUCCUCACGUUCAAAGAAAGUGUUCAAGACCAAUAUGGCAUGUUGUCCACAUGGAAGGAAGGUCGAAAUGAAGAUUGUUGCAAAUGGAUGGGAGUUCAAUGCAACAACCAAACAGGUUAUAUUCAAAGUCUUGAUCUUCAUGGAUCUGAUACAAAACAUUUGAGUGGUGAAAUCAAUCCUUCAAUAGCUAUGAUUCAAUAUCUAAAAUAUUUAGACCUUAGUUAUUUGAAUUAUAGUGGUCAAAUCCCAAAAUUUAUUUGCUCCUUUAGUAAAUUACGAUACCUUAAUCUCUCAUAUGGUAUUUACAUAGGCAAGAUUCCUUCUGACCUUGGAAAUCUCUUAGAGUUACAACACCUUGAUCUCGCCCACAAUGAACUCAGUGGGGAAAUUCCUUCUCAUCUUAGAAAUCUCACACAAUUGCAAUACCUUGAUCUCAGCGAAAAUGAACUCAGUGGAGCAAUUCCUGAUGAUUUUGGCACUAUAAUGCAUUCACUUGAGACACUCUUUCUAUUUGACAAUAGUCUAGAGGGAAAGAUCCCUAAAUCCAUUGGGUAUAUUCGCACAUUGAAGUAUUUUUAUGCUGACACCAAUCACUUGAGCGGAGAGCUUUCAGAUUUUAUCAUCCAUCAUAACUAUUCCAAUUGCAUUGGAAAUGUAUCCUCCUUACAACUACUAUCAUUAUAUGAUAAUCAUAUUUCUGGCAUGUUACCUGAUCUUUCAGUCCUGUCUUCUUUGAGAUGGUUAUUUCUUGAUAGAAAUAGAUUUGUUGGAGAUAUACCUACAAGUAUCGGAUCACUUAAGGAAUUAAAGGUUUUGAACCUGAGGGAUAACUCUUUUGAAGGUAUAGUCUCUGAAUCUCAUUUCACAAACCUGUCCAAAUUGAAUGACCUAGAUUUGUCUCAUAACUCAUUGACUAUAAAGGUUAGUCAUCAAAGGGUUCCUCCUUUUCAAUUAUUAUACUUUGAUUGUUCAUCUUGUAAUUUUGAUUCUAGAUUUCCUAAUUGGCUUCAAACACAAAAUUCUUUAUCCUUUCUUACCCUUUCAAAUGUCAGUAAUCUGCCUCCAAUACCUCAUUGGUUUUGGGGAAAAUUGCAAACAUUGUAUUCCAUGGACAUUUCAAAUAAUAAUCUCACAGGCAGGAUUCCCAAUUUGGAACUCAAUCUUACUCAUUAUCCUGAAAUAGAUUUGAGUUCAAAUAAACUACAAGGUCCCAUUCCUUCUUAUUUACUUCAAGCGGGGUCACUGCUUCUUUCCAAUAAUAGGUUUGCAGAUUUAAUUUCUUUUAUAUGCAACAAAAAUAAUCCUAAUAUUUUAGGAAUUUUUGAUAUAUCAAACAAUCAACUAAAAGGAGAGUUACCAGAUUGUUGGAGUAAUUUAACCUCGUUACAAUAUGUUGACAUGAGCAAUAACAACUUAUCUGGAAACAUUCCCUUCUCAAUGGGAACCCUUGUUAACAUGGAGGCUUUGAUUUUAAAAAAUAAUAGUUUAAGUGGUCAACUCUCUUCCUCAUUGAAGAAUUGCUCAAGCAAGUUGGCUUUUCUGAACCUCGAGGAUAAUAUGUUUCACGGUCAAAUACCUUCAUGGAUUGGUGGUAGCUUGCAACAAUUAGUCAUCUUAAGCCUUCGAUUCAAUAACUUCUCUAGAAAUAUACCUUCGAAUCUUUGUUAUUUGAGAAAACUUCGAGUCUUGGAUUUGUCACUAAAUAACUUAUCAGGAGGAAUCCCAACUUGCAUACAAAAUCUUACUUCAAUAGCCCAGAACUUCGUGAACUCAACUACAUCAAUGGGGCACGAGUAUUUCCCAAGGAAUAGGAAUUUUUCUACGGGUUAUUAUGUUUUCAACUUAUUCCUAAUGUGGAAAGGUGUAGACCAACCCUACAAAAAUGCAGAUGUUUUUCUAAAAACUAUUGAUCUCUCAUGUAACCAUCUUACUGGGAAAAUUCCAACUGGAAUAGAGUACUUAUUUGGGUUGACUUCCUUAAAUUUGUCAAGUAACAAUCUCAGUGGAGAAAUCGUUUCAAACAUAGGAAAUUUAGAGUUCCUAGAAUUUCUUGAUUUGUCAAGAAAUCACUUAUCAGGAAGAAUUCCUUCUAGUCUAGCUCAUAUUGACCGUCUCACUUGGUUGGACUUGUCAAACAAUGAACUCUAUGGAAAAAUUCCAAUUGGAACACAAUUGCAGACAUUCAGUGCUUCAAGUUUUGAAGGAAAUUCUAACCUAUGUGGAGAACCACUUGAUAGAAAAUGUCCAAGAGAAGAUCCAUCAAAACAUCAAGUGCAAACAACUAAUACAGGAGAUGACAAUUCGAUAUUUUUGGAAACAUUAUACAUGAGCAUGGGGAUAGGAUUCUUUACUAGUUUUGUUGGGUUGGUAGGCUCAAUAUUGUUACUACCCUCUUGGAGAGAAACUUAUUCCAAAUUCUUGAACACUUUGAUAUUGAAAGCCUUCACGUGGUGGAAAGAGUGAAUGCAGCUCUCUCGUUGCUCUAAAGUGGAUGAAUGAUAAACAGGAUGAUCUUCUAUGCCUUUUGUAUAGAAUAGUACAUCUUUUUCUAUUUUAAAAUAAUGUUGUUCCUUUAGCAGUUUGCAGAUCACUUUUUGUUAAUGGAUAGGAUGAAUGCCAUUUUGUUGUAACUUUACUGUCAUAAAGUUUUAUUGUGUUUAGUUAAGCUAUCGUGUUUGGUAGUUUUUGUAUGAAAAUGUAAUCGAUAAUAUACUAUCAAGUUAUUAAUUAAUGAUAUGUUGCAUU